AUGAGAUUACCAGUAUGGACUCCGUUAUCACGCUACCCUGUGACGGAGCCGCUGAGCCUGAUACCCAAAGUCCACAAUAGAACUGUGCGCGUGAAUGUUGUAUCAGAAGAACUCAUUGACGACGUUUUCAAGCGACUAUCGCCCUACCUCCAGAAACGAAACAGCAAUGGGGACCGAUUACCCCUGGAUAUCCUUGAUCUAUGGCCUGGCGCCGGUGUACUCUCUUCAAAAAUCAACAAUUUCCUGCAACCUCGCCGACAUAUCCUUCUCGAACCUGCUCUGAAGAGUUUUGGUCAAUUCCUCGAACCUCUUGCCGCCAGCAAACCUUGCUAUACACUUGAAGAUAUGGAUAUAUACUCCCAAAAGAGCUGGACAGGAGUUUUCAGCAGACUUCUACCGGAACAACAACCAUUACCGCCAAGAAAAUCGGGCGACGUGCAGAAGAAUGAUACCCUCCUCGUGCUCGCCAACCCUGCAGUACCGAACUCCGAGUUAAAUCACUACACACCAGCAAGAUGGUGGGGCGCCCUCAUGGAGGACUGCCUCCAUCAAUCCGGUCUCCAUGAGUAUGGUAGUGUCCGUAUCCUAGCUGUGAUGCCCCAAACCGAGGCGCGAAUCGUCCUUCCACAAACCAUGGCAGAUCGCAAUCGACCCGCUCUACUGACAGAGAGUGUGGCGUUAAGUGCAAUCGAGGUUGCGAGUUCCAACGAGGACCUAUCAUGGGUCGGGCUGAAGGGGCUCAGUGUAUACGACAGAGUUGAGAAGCGGGUGUUAGAGAGAGGUGCGGCUCUCCAGACUCCGCCGGGGCGAGAGAUGCCCCCGAUUCGGUUUGCGCCAGAACACCCUAAACCAACUAAGAAGUCGCUCCCACAUACUCCGAGAAUCAGCACGGAGCUGCACGAAAAUCUCACAAAGAAGAUGAACAGCAAAGAGAAGGCGAUAGCCAGCAAGGCCCGCACCGCUCUUGGGGCCGACAAUCGGGCCGCCUAUUAUCGAGAAUUGACCAUUUCGAAGCAGUUGGCUAUUGAUUCAAAGAUGAGCGAACUGGCCCGGUUGGCAGCCUGUACCAAUACACCUACAGCAGAUCUACGGGCUAUCGAUGAGCAGAUUGGGCUGUUGACCAAGGAUUUGGCCGAGGUCAUCGGCACCAUCCACUACAGCAUCCUCCGCAUCAAGGACCGACUUAUUGAUGAAGAACGCGCUGCCCAAGCUGGCGAGGCCAACUUCGACGAUGCUGCGUUGCUGUGGGACCGUCGCCCAUUCGAGCCUCUCAAAAUCGAUACCACCGAAUUAUAUCCUCGGGAGCCUAUGUCGAUUCUAUUCUUCGAAGCUGAUGAGAACUGCAUCGCGGCGCGCAAACUGUCCAAGGUCGCGAAAGAGAGACGCACCGAUGUGGCACGUUUGUUCGACGCUAUAGCGAGGGUGUUUCGCGGCAAGAAUGAUAUGUCGGUAGGGGAACUUAUACAAACCCUGCUCCCGAACCUCACGACGAAUCAGGUUGUUCAGGAGAUCCCCGGUCUACUCGCUUAUGCGGAUAAACGGUUGAAAUGUGAUGUGGGUGGAAUCGAUGGGAAGACAGCCACGGCUGGCGAGGGAGAUAGCCAACUUUUGGAAAGGAUCGAAUGUGAUUUUAGUGGAUGGAGAGUACGGACCCUUUCAGCCGAGGUGCUCUGGGAUAUCAUCCUGUUGUAUGAGCAGCACGCACAGGACCUGUCGGCGCUGCAGUUGAGUCGUGUGAUUGGGGCGACUUUGACCACGUUUGGUGCGGGGGAGAGUUCGGAUGGGCUGAAGAGGAUGCACUAA
Molecule: messenger RNA, 1803 nt
Organism: Penicillium manginii
Lineage: Eukaryota; Fungi; Ascomycota; Eurotiomycetes; Eurotiales; Aspergillaceae
Exons: 2
Coding region: 1-1803 (600 amino acids)
Source: RefSeq, a predicted model, not a curated record